UGUAUUUGCUCACCAGAAGAAGUGAGAAGGUGAAAAAAUGGCGGUCCCUCAAGCAAAUGCGAAAGCAGGAAAACCUCUUGGAAAAGAAUCGCAGCCUUUGAUAAUCCCCAAAACACCUGCAGAGGAGCAGCGUCUCAAACUAGAGAGAUUAAUGCGCAACACAGAUAAACCUGCGCCCAUACCCGAGCGACCGAAAGAAUGGAAUCCUCGCGCACCUCCCGAGUUUGUGCGGGAUGUCAUGGGCUCUAGUGCUGGGGCUGGCAGCGGCGAGUUUCAUGUGUACAGACACUUGAGACGACGUGAGUAUCAAAGGCAAGACUUCCUGGAUCGGAUGUCAGAAAAGCAAAAAAUGGAUGAAGACUAUCUUGAGAAAGUAAAGGAGAACCAAAAAGCUGCAGAUGAAAGGACAGCCAAACGCAGGAAGAAAAGAGAGAAGCUCAAACAUAAGAAACUGAUGGUCAAGCUAGCCAAAAUGGAAAGCAAGAAACAAGCAGAUUCAGAUGAAGAGAAGGAAUCGUCCUCCUCAGAGAGCGAGAAGGACUCAGCAGAGCGAGAAGGAGAGGACGACGCGGAGGUGCCCAGCUUUGUCAUGGGGAAGAGGUGAUGCACUGUUGGAAAUGGGAACUCUCUAGGUGACAUGACGGCCUCAAUCCCAGUGCUGUUCCAAAUUCAGAAAAGACUUUCAAAUGGGUCCAGCAUGGACUACAGGCUAUUCCAUGCUACGGAGACUAGAGCAGAAGAGAAGCUUGGCUAGUCUGUCCAUAUUCAUUGAACACUGAUAUAUUUUAGAAGCAAACAUGGUAGUGGUUUUUGGCUUGUCAGCACUGAUACUUGGAUCUUGCUCAUUUGUAAAUAUGCACGGCCAAUUUACAAAACCUUUUGUCUAAGCAUGGUGUGCAUAAUAAAGUUGUUUGUUUUUUUUUUUUGUUUUUUUGUUUAAAAAAAUCUUUUUUUUUUUUUUUAACAAAAACCCCCCCAGAAAAAGUCCAACUUUAAUUUCUAUGUUUUGUUAAUAGAUAUGGUAUACAUUUCAGUAACAUUUUCCUAUAAUUGUACUUUUAAUUUUUAUUUUGUCUAGCACAUUACAUUAUUUUUGUCUAGCACAUUACAUGUGGGUGUGUGAGAUUUCGUGCAAGGUCAAGUAAUGUGCUAGGAACUUGGGCUUUAUUUAUACUUCGGCGUAAUGAAUUAGUGACAAAAUACAAGAGAGUUUCAGGCGUUUGAAUCCCCAGGUUGAAAAGUGCAGUGAAUUGCAGAAUUCUAAAUGUUUUGAGAUAGACAUCACGCUGCUGCCAGAAAAGCACUGCGGUAAUGGCUAUUGACUGUCGGUUAGUGUCCUGUGUACAGACGCUGAGUGACUGACCAUUACUUACUUUGUCCUGAGCAUAACUUGUAUUACCAGCUCGUUAAGCUUUUGUUCCAGCCCAAUCUAUUUUCGUGUCUCAAAUGUCAGUUUGGCUGAAAGAGUUACUUAUUUUAUGUAAAUCUGAGUCAUCAAAAAUGCCUGCUUCGUGUCUAAGCAGGCCCCGGUCGAGCUGGUUUUCGCCCCUCCCAAUUAAAAUGCAGUACUACCGAAUAAUAAUAAUGAUGAUAAUUUUAAAAUAUAUAUAUUAGUCCAUUUACCUGCUGAUUUGGCAGUUAAACUAGAAGAGGGGACACAGCUAAUGAAUUAAAAGGACAGGACGCCGCUUCUAUAGACAGUACGUUUGCACUGGUUUGGACUGUGCCCUGGGGACGUUUUUCUUGUUCAUACAACAGUGCUUUGCUCGUGAUCUGAAUGGAAGCGCUGGCGUUUUGUGUUUACAUUUAAAUUCCUUGUUUUGUUUUAAAUGGCGCACAACAAAUAAUUUAUAAGUGCCGACUUUUCAUUAAUCAUGGAUCUCGCUGUAGACUACAGGGUCAUCAGAGUCAGUGCAAAAGUUCUCCCUUUUAAAGGUUUUGUUGAAUUAAACAUGCUCUGCGUCGUGCUUCCUCUA
This is a messenger RNA of Electrophorus electricus (electric eel), 1976 nucleotides long. RefSeq names its product PRKR interacting protein 1 (gene prkrip1). The record is from RefSeq and is a predicted model, not a curated record. Gene Ontology annotation, molecular function: double-stranded RNA binding; protein kinase inhibitor activity; protein kinase binding. Gene Ontology annotation, biological process: negative regulation of protein kinase activity. NCBI's taxonomy places the organism in Eukaryota, Metazoa, Chordata, Actinopteri, Gymnotiformes, Gymnotidae. Gene Ontology annotation, cellular component: nucleolus.